AUGUUCGUCAGCUUACAAGAACACCAUCAGCACGGCAUGGACCGCCUACCGCCGCCCAUGGGCUACAGCCAGGCCCGCAACGACGAGGUGCCGAGAGUGCUUCCCAGCCUCUCGUCAUUCACCUUCGACGACAGGAUGGACGUGGACAGCCGCAGCAACAGCAUCAGCAGCAGCAUCAACAACAACGACCGGAAGCCCGGCAAGCGUCACGAUGUGGAAGUGGCAACAACACUGGCCUCCAUGGCCUCCUUCAACAUCAAGUCGCCGACACUCCCCUCGCCUACCCAGAGCUUCACCUCGAUCAGGUCAGACGGUAGGCUACAUCUAACCAAGACCGUAUUGGAUGAAGAGCGACGUGAAGCUUACGACAGCGCCCCAGGCAUGACGAGAUCAACCAACUCCCAAUACUCCUCGCCUGAACCCAGGUCACCAGACCUCUCUUCCGUCAACACACAGCUGUCCUUUUCCAAGGACGGCAGCGGCGGCAGCACGGCAUCCAUCAUUACGCUCCCGCGCCUGCGUGAGCUGGACCUCCGGCCCCUCGAGCCCGAGUUCAUCCCCAGCCCGAGUUUCCUUCCGCCGUCCUCCACCUCCUCCAUCUCAGGGGCGGCGGGACCGCGGCGGAGCAGCCUGGAAUCCAUCGGCACCUCGUCCUUCACGGAGCCCAGGCUCGAACUCGCCUCCCCGCCGGCCUACCGAAUCCCAAUGCCCCCGAUGGCGUACCCGGACGUCCCCUCCCCGACUCCUGGCGUCUCCCACCACCACCACCACCACCACCACUCCUCUCGUCCUCACCACCCCCACUCUCUCACAUCCCCUCGCCGCCUCCAGCACAGGCUGCCAGUGACUGCCCUCCGAACUCCCAACGGCGCUUGCAGCCCCUCCCGUCGGCCCCGCCGCUCGCCCACGGGGUCCCGGUGCAACGUGAAGUACACGAUCCAGCAGGUCGACUUCAUCGAUUACUUCCGCGUCGACCACCACCUCUCCUGGAAGGAGGUCGAGGCCAAGUACGCCGCCGUGUUCCCCGAGGACGCCGCAAAGGGCCACAAGCGCGGCCCGCAAGGCCUGCAAGGCGUCUACUACCGCAAGAACAAGCAGAUCCCCGUCACGGACCCCAGCAACCUGCUCGUUUUCGACGAGGACGACAACCCCAAGACGUUCCAGUGCGACGUCCGCGAGCAGGGCAAGAAGAUGAACAACUCGAUCGGCCUGCUGGGCAUGCACCCCGAGCGCGCAAUCACCUACCCGUGGGUCUCGGAAGAGCACAAGAGGCAGUACGAAAAGCUUGGUCGCGCAAGGCAAGCCCAGCUCGACGCCGCUGAGGCGCGGAAGAAGAGGAGGCGGGCCAUCCAGAACAGCCGUCUCUGA
Messenger RNA from Colletotrichum graminicola M1.001, 1368 nucleotides. RefSeq lists its product as uncharacterized. The record is from RefSeq and is a predicted model, not a curated record. Lineage: Eukaryota; Fungi; Ascomycota; Sordariomycetes; Glomerellales; Glomerellaceae. Bases 1 to 1368 code for a protein of 455 amino acids. The transcript is spliced from 2 exons.